AUGACUCUUCAAAUACAAACACCCCCCGCAACUGGAACUUCUGCAUCACCACGGCCCAAGCGGGCUCGUUACUCUGUCCUACAUAGAUAUCCGCAUUCGAUCUGCUCUCUAGGACACCCUCCGCAGGAGCCAAGGCUCAGGAGCAACAGAUCCAAACCGAACAAGAAAUCCUCUCCGACCGCCCCCCCCUCCAGCCGCCGCAGGACGGAGCGGCCCCGGUGCCACGCCACGACCCGCAAGCCCAGCCCGGCGGGACACACCGGCCCCCGGUGCCGCCAGAGGCGCCGCCAUCGCCCCGCCAGGCGGGGCAGCGCGGGCCGGGCGCGGCGCCCCCUGCAGGCCGGCGGCGGCAGCGGGAAAGCUUCUAGAAACUGCCAGAGCCUUCCCCGACCGCCCCCCCGCCCCGCGCACCCCCCUCCUUCCUCUCCCGCCCCCUUCCCCGAGCACAGCCCGCGCUGCCUCGCAGCCCCUUCCCUCGCUCGCCUUGGCCGCGCUCCCCGUCGGCACCGCCCGCCAGCCCCUCCAUCUUGCGCCCGUGGCCGGGCGCCCAUUCAUUGA
This is a messenger RNA of Apus apus (common swift), 558 nucleotides long. RefSeq names its product serine/arginine repetitive matrix protein 1-like. Lineage: Eukaryota; Metazoa; Chordata; Aves; Apodiformes; Apodidae. The record is from RefSeq and is a predicted model, not a curated record. The transcript has a single exon. The coding region runs from base 1 to 558 and encodes 185 amino acids.